This is a messenger RNA of Durusdinium trenchii, 318 nucleotides long. The record is from the annotation of a GenBank genome assembly. Lineage: Eukaryota; Dinophyceae; Suessiales; Symbiodiniaceae.
AUGCAACAGGGAUGUGCAAACACAAAACAAGGCUGCUUGAGUCUUGAGUUCAUGAAAUCCCCAAUGAGUUGCGGGCAGUGCUUGCUUUUGAUCCCGGAAGAGGUUGACUGCACUGACACUCAGAUAUGCUUUGCCCUGAAUGUUACACACCACACUCUUCGGACAGCGAAGAAGCAGUCCAACCAUGGCUUGUUUUUUUUCCGACCCAAACUGCAGACCAUAUGGACACCCCAUGGACACCCCCCUUCAGCCAACCAGCACAUCUGCAGCAGCAACUGCAUGGUGGAACCAGUUCUACAAGGGCAACCAACAGCAUGA